Messenger RNA from Leptopilina heterotoma, 5003 nucleotides. RefSeq lists its product as uncharacterized. Gene Ontology annotation, biological process: base-excision repair, AP site formation. Gene Ontology annotation, molecular function: DNA binding; mismatch base pair DNA N-glycosylase activity. NCBI's taxonomy places the organism in Eukaryota, Metazoa, Arthropoda, Insecta, Hymenoptera, Figitidae. The coding region runs from base 1625 to 4828 and encodes 1067 amino acids. The transcript is spliced from 10 exons. The record is from RefSeq and is a predicted model, not a curated record. Gene Ontology annotation, cellular component: nucleus.
AAUAGGCAAUGGUUGUACUUUCUUUUUGGUACAGAGAAAAUUUUCAUUUGUUUUUGGAUUUAGAAUAGAGAGAAAAAAUAGUUUUGGAUUAAAAAAAUGAUUUUUUCUUUUGGUGUUGUGUAACGUUGAAGUAAAAGUUUCGCUAAAAGAUGUUCGCCUUUAUUCGUACGAUCCUGUAUUUCCACCCACUCGACAAGCGACAGGGUCAGACAUGGGCAAACUCACACAGUGGAACGCCUACUUGCACACAUUCUCUUCCUGCAAUAUUUACGUAAAUACGCACACGUUUGGAAGUGAAUUCUCAACACAAGUAGAGAAGGGUACAUGUGCAUGUGCCUAGAGAGUAAAGAAUUGCUCGGGAGAACAACAGGGAACGCAGCCUUGCAGCCAACUUGGCUGUACAUGUAUAUACACUCUGUACUGCAAUGCCUGGCCGUAGGCUGACGGUGGAGAACUAGAAGAGAGCGAUAUAUUCAGUGCACAAGACAGCCAUAUGGGUAUAGGAUAUCAAGUAAGAGAGGUUAGGAUAGAGUUGGAUAGCAGAAGCAGGUAUGCAGCCAGGGCCAGGUCAGUCAGGCUAGGCUAGGCAACCAGGUAAUCAGCCGUGAAAGCACAAGCAGGCGCGAUUCCCAACCACGUAGCCGAGAAUCAACGAGCAAUUCCGAUGCGCUCCGAAGUCGACGGAAAUUCACGAAGUCUUGCCGAGCGAACGAAUUCAGCGAUACGGGCAAGCAGUGCGGCCGUUUCUAGUGCCGCGGUUAGGUGACUCAAGUUAUAUUCAUUUAAUGUGCGUGCUUGUUUCUAUGAAAGGAAAAAGUGCAAAAUUAUCAUCGUCAUUGGAUCAACAUUAGUUGGUGUUCAUGUAGAAAAGAAUUGUUGCGUCGUUUACGUCUAAUUGGACGACACUGUGUGUUGUCCUUGUUCUCGGAAAGAUUCGUUAUUUAGUACGGACGAAUGAUCAACGACGGGUGUGGUGAUCGUUUUGGGACAAGACCGUGUGACUCGAAGAGGUUCGUUUGCAGAAUCGGAUAAUAUGUACUGAUGAGACAGCAAAGGUAGAAAUUUUAUGGCACCGGGAGAGGGUGUUGGCCGAAUUGAAUUUUCGAAAGAAAAAGUGUAACGCACAUAUAAUCAAGGUGCCGUGGAAGUGAAGAUUAACUUUCUCAAAGCCGGUGUGGCAUCGGUUCGCCGAUCGCACCCGGGGCCUAUCCGGGCCACAAAUGCGUCGCGUGAUCACUGCAAAUCUGUUAAAUUUUUGUCUUUUUUAGACAGUGAAUUGUGAUAAAUUUUUUAAGAUAAGUAGACAAGUGUAAGAAACCUUGAUUGGACCUGAGAAAACGAAAGAAUUAUGAUUUUUACUUGGGAAUUGAAGUAACAUUAAAGUUAUCCGUCGGGUCAGUUUCGCGAGUGCAAGAUAGUAGAGAAUAGUUACUAUAUUUGUUUUUUAGAGAGACUAUUUUGAGUGCCAUUUGGGUCUUUUUUUAUUGGAUAUAAGUAGGAGACCCAAUUUCAAAUUUUUCAUUGCAAGCAAGUGCGGGUUGUGUGUUUAUUGGAUAUAUCAACAACAUCCGUCGGAAGACGACCUGUUUUUGUGUUGAAAACUGUAAAAAGGAUAUACAUAAAGAUGCAGGUGGCAACGCUCUUCAGGGAAAGCGCCAAUCUACUUGGUGCUUCGAGUUUGGAUCCCCCACAAACACACCACCAGACUCUACAACAACAACAGAUGCAACAACAAUCCGUUGACAUGCACAUGAAUCAUCACAUGCAGCACCACUAUAAAAUGUAUCCUUCGCCAGUUCACAACGGUGGACAAAACGGACCGACAAUGAACUGUGGAGGAUCACAAGAUUUGGCAUUGAACCAGUUUGACCCACUUUUUAAUUAUUUAGGUGUAUUGGUGAAACAAGAAGCUGGAGAUGAUGGUUAUGAGACGAGUCCUGAUCUUGAAAUGAGAAGUACUGGCGGUGACAGUAGCCAACAGUAUCAUACACCUCUAACACCACAUACACCACACACACCACACACACCUCAUACACCACUUACACCUAUAUCAGCAACACCGCACCAACCCCAGCAACCUGGUUCGACCGCCGCUCUUGGUCAGGUGGGAAUAAAAUGUGAGACGCCAGUGGAUCCUUAUUCGUUUGUUGAUGAGGAAAUGUCAAUGGGUGGCAUUAGGACGGCGAGUAGUCCAGGAAUAAAUCCCGAUCCAAUGGCGUGUCCUGGAGGUACGCCGCCAGGUUUGGGAACUCGAACUGCCACGCCGCCAUGUUCCUUAUCGAAUCAACAUCAAAUGAAUUUAUUAAUGAACGGUGCUGUGAAUUCGCAAUUAGUGCAUCAACCGAAAAAGCGCGGUCGAAAGAAAAAAUCUGAAAUGAUUUUAACGCCGGAAGAAGCGGAACUAGCAGAAGCUAAAAAGAAAGCCAAGACGUAUAAGGAGAGGAAGAAGCACGAUAGAUUCGAUGGAAUGCCGGAAGAGGAAGUGAGCAAACGUGUGUUACCGGAUCACCUUACCAAUAAUCUCGACAUCAUCAUAAUUGGAAUCAAUCCUGGACUCUUCGCCGCCUACAAAGGACAUCAUUACGCUGGACCAGGAAAUCAUUUCUGGAAAUGUCUACAUUUAAGUGGUUUAACUCCUGAACCUCUAACGGCGGACGAUGAUUACAAACUUCUACGUCUUGGCAUUGGCUUCACAAAUAUGGUAGCACGUGCUACAAAAGGCAGUGCAGACCUCACGAGAAAAGAAAUAAAAGAAGGAAGUCACAUUUUACUAGAAAAGUUACGAAAGUACAAGCCUAAGAUUGCCGUGUUUAAUGGCAAACUUAUUUACGAAGUCUUCUCCGGCAAAAAGGAAUUUGGAUUUGGAAGACAACCUAGUCUCGUGGAUGGAACAAACACCUACAUGUGGGUCAUGCCCUCAAGCAGCGCAAGAUGUGCCCAAUUACCAAGGGCCGCCGAUAAAGUUCCAUAUUACGCUGCUCUGAAGAAGUUUCGCGACUACUUGAAUGGAGCGAUUACACACCUCGAUGAGUCAGACAUUGUAUUCGCCGAUUCGAAACUAAAGAAAAAGGAUGUCGAAGGAGUGGACGAAAAGAAAGCAAUGUUCACCGAUGAUUUAGCAGCUGAUGGUGAAAAUAGAAUCACAGACUUGAAUAGUUCAAUGAUGAAACACGACUCUGGAUUGAUUCCAGGCAAAAAGAAGCGCGGUAGACCAAAGAAGAUAAAAAAUCCCGAGGAACAACCACAACCCGAUUGUGAAAAAAACGAUCCCAAUGGUGAAGUGAUAAAAAAGCGACGCGGUCGACCGAAGAAGAUACACCAGCAGCAAAAACAACAGGAAUUAGAAGCCAAAGAGAGAGAGCACCACCAUCACCAUCAUCACCAACAGCACCAGGUGAUGUCACACCUAAACGAUGGUUACGGAAACGCGAUAUCAAACUGUUUCUCGCCGCCUCUCAUGUCACCGCCGAAGCCAUUUGCUCACAUGGCGCCAUACUCUCAAAGUAUGAACGAACCCAGCUACUUCGGUCAGGGAAUGAACGACAGUCCCUACGGCAUGAAUUCAAAGCACAGUCCCGUCCAUUUACAACACUACAGCCAAAGUCCAAAAUCAAUGUCCCUCUCAUUCACCCAUUCGGAUCUAUCGUCGGAAAUAAAUACAGCCAUAUCAUCCGAAAACAAUCUCGAGCCAUCGCCACUGACAUCGCCAAGUGUCGAGCACCCGGACUUCGAACCACCGAGCAGUAUUUCCCAGCAGAAUAUGAGCAAUGGACCAGGCUCCUACAAUCCAGCGGUGAACGGCGACAGUGGUCAUCACAGCAGUCCCGGAACCCCGUCGCACUCAAGCUACACGAGUUACAUGAGCUAUCACGACCAAACGCCAGACUCACACAAUCCACAUCCCCACCAAACAACCCCAACGCCUUUGAGUCAAACCGGAGACGAGCACUCCCAUCACUCCCAUCCAACGCCACCGCACAAUCACCCCCACACACCGACUCACUCUUCCAUGUCGCCACACCAUCCCCACGAGCAAUACACCAUGAAGAGGAACGGCAAUCAGGACGUCGCCUCAAAGAGUCUCAGCGAUCUCGAAUCUCUCGUUGAUCAAAUUCCCAGCAUAACCGACGGUGGCGGUGGUCAGCGACUCCAGCACGGCCACCCAGGCAUGCCCGACGAAUCGCUCGCCGACAAAAUGGACCCCCAACAUCAAUCCUAUCUCUCAAAUUACGUCAAUGGCAACAUGUCGAAUUACAGUCCACCUCUACAACCAUCUGGUAACGUAUAUCCUAGUCCUCUCCACCACUCUCCAGAGAACUACGGUUCUCUCUACGGAAUGAACGGGCGCGAUCCCCAACAACAACAGCAGCAGCAUCAACAACAACAGCACAGCAAAUCAUACACUGUGGAAAAUCUCGCAUCGAGUAAUUACACACCAAGUGCGAAUCAUCCGGGCAAUUCGUAUCCCAACAUCAUACCAAGCCCUCAUUACCCAGUACCAAUGGGCUCGCCCAAUAGCUAUCUUUUCAGUGGAUUGGAAUCUAGUCUCAUGCAACGUACUUACGGGAUGGGUGGAAUGAGUGGAAUGAGCGGAAUGGGUGGUAUGCAUCCCUCCCUCGGACACAUGUCAAAUCCUUAUUCGUACAAUGGUUCGUACUCAAGUUCAUUUGAUGCUUAUCCAACUCCUCCAGCGGGAAUUCAUGCACCAAGCGCAAAUUAUGCAAGUUACGCGGCUCCCGGUACACCCGGUCCUGGAAGUUCAACGCCACCUUCUUACCUUCCAUCACAUCAUAGACCACCUGUUGACCUUAGUUAUGACGGUGUAUGAUAAUCAGUUUAAAGAAAAAAAAUAACAAAACAAAAACCAAAAUUUCUAUUCCAUGGAAGUAAUCUUUUUCUACGUAUUUUUACACGUUGAACUAUUAAAACUGCGUCUUUCGCUCUGGACGUGGUAGAAAUAAACAAAAAAAAAUGGUGGUGCGCAUAACUUGUGAAUAGAAAAA